AUGUACAAGGACCUCGGACACACCCCCAACUGGGACGUCUGCUUCCACCAAGCCCAGCUCACUGAAGAGAACCUGCGCUCGCACAGCUCAACACAUGCCUCGUCACACAUGUCAACACACUCCAAGACCGACAGUGCGUGCCACAUGGUUGAGACACAACAAUACUACCACUACGACAUGGACUUUGACGAGUCGGACGACGAAGACGCCAGCACCUACUCCAAGCGAAUGGCUCUGAGAAGAGCCGCGUCUCUCGAGGUGCUCAAGGCGUACGGCGGAUGCUUUGCUUCUGGCUUCCUGGCUCUCCAAGAACCCCUCCCCGUCAGGCCGCAAUCCAAGCUCAGGCGGUAUGAGAGCGCCGAGGAAUUUGAAAUCCGACGAACUGCAUCCAUUGCAACAUCUCUCGAGACACUGUCCGUCAGCUGCACAAGCACCACGUCCGACAGCCCACGACCCGACUCGGCCACGCUAAGCCCCGAGGAGCUGCAGCAAGCAACCAAGGGAAAGUGGAGUUGGAGGAGCAUGCGGAAAAGCCGAAAGAACUCGGCAAAGAAGCUCGGAGUGUGAAGAUGCACACAUUUCCGGCCACCCGCCCACUCUCUUUUUUUCAUUUGUCUCUGUUGUUUGAUUGUCUAUUAGCGAAGGCGUUGGGGGUUUACGGACAGCCCAAGACUGCCGCCAGCCAUUUUCUUUUGUUUGGGGAAAAAAUCACGAUAGCGAGUGUGUAUAGUUAUAGUGGGCGGUGACAGCACCAGCCAGCUGUAUAGGGUAUUAAAGUAAUAUCUCCGAAGCAGGCUCAGCGGGCCUGCGCGGGCCAUUUGAAUCCAU
Messenger RNA from Exserohilum turcica Et28A, 828 nucleotides. RefSeq lists its product as uncharacterized. The record is from RefSeq and is a predicted model, not a curated record. Lineage: Eukaryota; Fungi; Ascomycota; Dothideomycetes; Pleosporales; Pleosporaceae. The transcript has 2 exons. The coding region runs from base 1 to 567 and encodes 188 amino acids.